Messenger RNA from Clupea harengus (Atlantic herring), 6238 nucleotides. It is a transcript of the gene tns2a, whose product is annotated as tensin 2a. Lineage: Eukaryota; Metazoa; Chordata; Actinopteri; Clupeiformes; Clupeidae. Gene Ontology annotation, molecular function: protein tyrosine phosphatase activity; protein binding. The record is from RefSeq and is a predicted model, not a curated record. Gene Ontology annotation, cellular component: focal adhesion. Gene Ontology annotation, biological process: peptidyl-tyrosine dephosphorylation.
CGGAAAUUCCAUGGCGCUUAGCCUCUUUCUCUUCUCCUUCUUCUCUUUGGCUCACUAUUUCUUUGGCUGCACUAAAUGACUCCAUGUUGUUCUGGGAUUUUGUCCCUUAGUCACCCCCAGACACAUAUGGGAGGACCCAGACACAAACACACAGAAAGGGCAGGAGAGACCCGUACCUGAAAGCAGGGGCUGGAUGUUCUCACUUUGCUGUGAAUGAUUGCACAAGCAUAGACUUCUAAAAGUGAAUAAGGGCAUAUUUUACAGUUACAAGAUUUACUUGUGCAUUUAUGCACUAUGCACUAUGCAGUAUGCAUUUAUACUGAAGGUAUCAAUGCUGAGAGUACAACCAAUUUAAAAAUGUUGUAAGUGUGGACAAAUGAUUGGUCUGCCUUAGUGUUCACAUGGAACUAAUGUAAAAAAAAAAAUUAAAAAUAAAAAACACCUUUUCAACCAUUGAUGUUAAUUAAGUGUUUGGAUUAUUGAUUGCAGUUAAUUUGCCAAAAUAUAAAUAUUCAAACAAUAAAUACAAAUUUUAUUAUGAUGACCAACAUUUUUUAUUUUAAUUUUCAUAAUGUCGUGUCAAGAGUUUUGCUGCCAAGAUAUGGAGCCACAAAUAUAUAUUACACCCAAAAUGUUUUCAUAGACUGACGAUCACAACUAAGCAGCCACAGAGUGCAAUACUCAUACAACGGUAAAUGCCUGUAAACUUGGCUCACAAGUGCUUGUUCUCUGUUUCAGCACAAGGUGUCAGUAUUGCGUCUGCCAACUCCAGCUACUACCACUACUACUACUACGUACUACUAAUCUCUUGGGCGCUCAUGUGAAGUUUAUCAUUCAUAUGCAUCCACAGCAUACAUGGAACAGUGUCUAAAUCAAACCAUCAAAUUUCAAACCAGUAGAUUUAUAAUCAGCCAAUUGGUUUUACAUAACGACUAUUUUAGUGGUCGUUAUCACGAUAGUUAUAACAGCGUAAAGUUAUUCAUAAGGUUCACUUUCCUCCGUUUGCCCACUGAAUAUUAUUAUGGAUAAGUGCUGUUGUAACGCCUCAUUUUUUUUACUUUUCAAAUAUCUAUUUAUACAUCGUCCAUAAAGAGCCAAUCGCCAGAUUUUGCGUAAAGCCUUAAACAAUGAUGUUAAAGAGCUAUAAAAAAAAACACCGCAUAGACUUAUUUAGAAGGCAUCUUAAUGAAAACUCUAUCACGACGGUUUAAACCAAUCAUAUGUUUAUCCUUCUCUCCCACUCCUCACAUAGCCAAUCGCAUAGUCCAUUUCCAGUAAUACAUUCCUCAAUCGUCUGGGCUCCACCCAGUCACAGAACUCCGAGAACCAAAGAAAACAAGUCGAUUGUUAGUGGCAACUACGCUUGCAGAGCCUAUGGGAAUGUAGUAAAAGUUCGUAACCAAGCAUCUGUUCCAGGUGGCAUCAGUAUUUACAAAAUGAAUAAGGUGGGGAAGGGAGAGCCGCACAUCUUCAAGGAGAAGGCCUUCAAGAAGAAGCGUCAGUGUGGAGUGUGUCACCAGAGCAUCGACACCCUCGGCUCCUUCUGUCGAGUGUGCAAAACAGCCACACAUAAGAAAUGUGAAGCAAAGGUGAACACAGCCUGCAUCCCAGCUCCCCCAUCUGACCUGCAGCGCAGGGGGACUGCUCCCUCCAGACACAUCCAGCACCUGGGCUCCACAAAGUCUUUGACGUACUCCAAACAGCGGAGCACUCUUCCCAGGAGCCAAUCCUCUAAACCUGUCCCUCUGCCCAGGAGCUUCAGUGUGGACCGGGUGAUGGAGCGUGUCAUGGAGAGGAACUAUGACUUUGACCUCACCUACAUCACAGAGAGGAUCAUCUCGGUCUUCUUCCCCCCUCUGCUGGAGGAGCAGCGCUACCGUGGAAACCUCAAGGAGGUGGCCUCCAUGCUGAAAUCCAAGCACCAGGACAAGUUUCUGCUUCUCAACCUCUCAGAGAGAAGGCAUGACAUCACACGCAUGAACCAAAAGGUCCAUGACUUUGGCUGGCCCGACCUUCACGCCCCUCCUCUCGACAAAAUCUGUGCCAUGUGCAAAGCCAUGGAGACCUGGCUGAACUCCGACCCCCAGCAUGUGGUGGUGCUGCACUGCAAGGGAAACAAAGGUAAAACUGGAGUCAUCAUUGCAGCCUACAUGCACUACAGCAAGAUUUCAGCAGGGGCAGACCAGGCUCUGAGCACACUGGCCAUGAGGAAGUUCUGCGAGGACAAGGUCUCCUCCUCCCUCCAGCCUUCACAGAACAGGUACAUCUACUACUUCGGGGGGCUCCUCUCAGGGGCCAUCAAGAUGAACAGCAGUCCCCUGUUCCUCCACCAGGUCCUCAUCCCCACCAUCCCCAACUUCCAGGCAGAUGGAGGAUACUUUCCAUUCCUGAAGAUAUAUCAGUCCAUGCAGCUGGUCUACACAUCUGGAAUAUAUGACCUGCAGGGCUCAGGAGGAAGGCGACUGUGUGUAACCAUUGAACCGGCGCUGCUGCUGAAAGGAGACAUAAUGGUGAAAUGCUACCACAGGCGGGUCCAGAAUGCCGAGAGGGACACAGUGUUCCGGCUGCAGUUCCACACCUGCACCAUCCACGGAGCGCAGCUCUGGUUUGGCAAAGGGGAGCUGGACGAGGCCUGCUCAGAUGACAGAUUUCCCUCUGAUGCAACAGUGGAGUUUGUGUUUUCCUCCGGACCAGAAAAGAUGAAAGGUCGGGAAUACCAGAGGAAUGACCCUGCGGUUACUGUUGACUAUAACACAUCGGACCCAGUGGUGCGCUGGGAUUCUUAUGAGAACUUUAACCAGAGGUAUCAAGACAGCUUGGAAGAUAUUGCUCAUACGCGUGGCCCAGUGGAUGGCAGUCUGUAUGCCCAGGUGAAGAAGAGACGUGCGGCCGGCUCUGGAUCCCUCACCUCCACCAAUGGGAGCCUGCCGUGCAGCGGCGCCGAGGAGAGGCCCAGUCAGCUGAUGUCGGUGAGCUCCGACUCGGGCCACUCUUCCUCUGCCCUGGCCGAGCGCAACGAGGAGCCCCCGCGCCCGCCGCCCCCCACCCAGCAGGAGCGCGAGGACCUGGAGCGGCUGCUGGGGGGCAUCGAGGGCAAUCGGGGCGGCAGGCGAGACCAGCGGGAGCGCGAGACGGCCAUUUUGGACGACGGAGACCCCGUGCUGCCCCCCGAGCGCGCGGGCACCCUGAGGCUGAGCCGCUCCUGCUCCUGCCGCGUGGGCUACCGCUCCCAGCACUGCUCCGAACCGGCCUGCGAGCGGCCCCACCACCUGUCCAACGGCUACUGCCUGGACAGGGCGUCCAGCUCCAACGGGCACUCCGGCGCCCCGCCGCCGGGCCUCAUGGGGAUGUGCCAGCACCACAGCACCCACCCUCACCAGUCCCUGCCACCUCCAGACCUGCUGUGGGAUCGACAGCAGGGGCCCCCGCACUACCUGCACCGUGCCUGCUCUGAAGGCCCCACCCGGCACCUGUGCCCCUACCCUGGCCAGGACAUCCCCCCGAACCCCCACCCUCUGUCUGCCCCCGGGCGUCUGCUCUGCCGAGCGGAUGAGUACCUGCCUUACCCCCACCCCACGUCCCACAGUCACGGCCACUCACACCACCCCAAGCCCCCCGGCCCCUACCACGACAUGAUGCUGCUGGACAGCCUGGGUCCUCCUGGCUGCCCCUGCCGGGACUGCUGUAUCAGGAGGGAGGACUCGGCCUUCCACGCGCUGCGCAUGGACAGGGGGGAGGGUCUGCACUGGGAGAGGGAGGCCCUGAGACGAGGCCGCGAGGUCUCUCUCCACUGGGACCGGGACCGGGACGCCGACCUGCAGUGGGAGCGAGAGCGAGAGCGGGAGGCCGAGUACUGGCAUCGCAGGGCCACCGUGUCAGCAUACGGGCCCCAGGACCACGACCUACCCACGUUCGCCUUUGACCCCUUGCCGUCCGGCCACCCAGCCUACCCAGAGCCCACGCACUCGCACACCCACUCGCACCUGGACAUUAAAUACAGCAGCAGCAGCGGCUACCAGACCCCGCGGCAGGCCUGCCCCUGCUCUCCCUACCAGCCCUCCCCCUCAGAGAGCAGAGGCUACGCGUCAGGGUACCAGUCAGAGUCCACCUCACCUCUCCCCCCUCCUGCCGGCUGCCCCGGACACUCCAGCCACCCCAGUGGCCCAAUGGAGAGCCACACCGAGGCCCAUUCGCAACCGUAUCCUGACACACAAACUGAUGGCCCUACAACCGUCAUUGAGGCUGCCCACUGGCGGGACCACAUUAACCAUCCUGUGUCCUCGAGGGGGAUACACAGAGAAGCACACAUUCCUUGCUCUACGCCGUCAGAUAUGUCUGGACCACCCACACCGGUUCAUACCAGCAGCCCUCUGCGUACACAAGAGAGCCCCAGCUUGGCAGCUCGUGAUUGUGAGGUGCGCUCUAAAGAGGCCCUUGGUGACACCAGUGCACCGGCUCAGUCCCCGGUCCGAGCCCAGGCUGGACCACAGGAACCUCACAGCACCAGCCCGGGCUCCAGGCCCAGGGAGCCCUCCAGCACCGACCCCAGCACCCCUGCACAGGCAGCUCCGGAGACCCUCAGCCCCUCCUCCCCACUCAUUCCAGAGGUGCAGCAGACACCGCCUGUGCCUGCUGGCUCCCCUACCCAGACCACACCAAUGGCUGUCAUGCCCCCUAACCACCCCGAGAACCACACUCACCCCACGCCUGCCCUCCCAUCAGAGGAAAGCCCACAGGUCCCUCGGGACAGUUCUCCAUCGGCCAGCGUGGCUGCACUGGCCCAGCGGGCAGGACCCGACUCCUCCAGCCUCUCCUCCCCCCCUGCCUCUCCCGUGUCCACCUCAGCCCAGCCCCACACCAAUGGCUGCUGCCCGCAACCAGAAACUGUGAUUCCCAAACCCGACUCAGCUCCCUCCUCGCCUCAGCCUCCCCACAGCAGCCAGGAGGGGUCCCCCUCCACGGAGCCCCCCGUGCCAGGCUUCGCCACGCUCGGCCGGAGGCUCAUGCUGGCCUCCGAGCCAGUGGGGCAUCUGCAGCACUACUCCAGUAUGGAGGGCAUUGCCAGCGCCCGGGGAUCCCCUGCCUCUGAGGGCCACAUCACCCCCAACUUCCCACUGUCUCCUGGCUACUACCAGCCCUUCGGGUCUCUGGGCUCCUACACGGGUCACCCGGGCAGCACGGUCCCCCAGCCUCCGCUCCCCGAGAAACGUCGCCAAGGCACACUGCCCGGAUCGCCCAAUGGAAGGCUGGGCUCGUUGAGGCCUGGGGCGGGGAGCCAGCAGUCUGUCCAGCACCAUGUCACAUUCUCCCCAUCCGUGGGUGAGGUAGCCCUGCCCGCCGGCGAAAGCGACGCCGUUACUGAGGAGGAGCUGGGCAACAGAGUCAGCGUCAAAUUUGUGCAGGACAGCUCCCGCUUCUGGUACAAGUCAGGCAUUUCCAGGGACCAAGCUAUUGCGGCGCUUAAAGAGAGAGAGCCUGGGGCUUUUUUGAUCCGGGACAGCAACUCAUUUCAAGGGGCCUACGGCCUUGCACUGAAGGUGGCAACUCCACCCCCCAAUGUAAACAGCCACAAAGUGGCAGAUCCUUCAGAACAACUGGUACGGCAUUUCCUGAUUGAAACGGGUCCACGUGGUGUUAAGAUCAAGGGAUGUCAAAAUGAGCCCUAUUUCGGAAGUCUGUCUGCUCUUGUAUAUCAGCAUUCCAUCACUCCAAUCUCCCUGCCUUGUGCCCUUCGCAUCUCAGAGAAAGACCUAUUAGGAGACAUCCAGGAGGUGCAGCCGGUGAGCAACCUGAGCACAGCGGCAGACCUGCUCAAGCAGGGCGCAGCUUGUAAUGUGCUGUUCCUGAACUCCGUGGAGACGGAGUCACUGACAGGACCCCAGGCUAUUGCAAAAGCGACUGCUGCAACCAUGUCUCGGAGUCCGCGGCCAGCUGCCACCGUGGUCCACUUUAAGGUGUCGGCCCAAGGCAUCACGCUCACGGACAGCCAGCGCAGGGUGUUCUUCAGGAGACACUAUCCUCUUAACAGUGUCACGUUCAGCAGCAUUGAUCCACAAGACCGAAGGUGGACUAACUCCGACAGCACGACAUCUAAAGUGUUUGGCUUCAUGGCGAAGAAGCCAGGAAGUGUAGCUGAGAACGUGUGUCACCUGUUCGCGGAGCUGGACCCCGAGCAGCCAGCCUCUGCCAUCGUCAACUUCAUCAACAAGGUCAUGCUGGCCCCGCAGCGCAGGUAGAG